GAAGUAGAAGAAGAAAAAUUUUAUCCAAUCAAACGAGUGUCUCACAUUAUGCGGAAGUAGUUCCGUUACGCGUUUGGAAAACAGUAGAAAGGAUGAGCUGUAACACCAGUGUAACACAUCUUGAUGUGACUUCACUGGGGCAGGUCAAACAGGCCCAGGUCCACCUCAUGCCCUGUGAGAUUGAGUAUAAUGGACCUGCCCGGGUCUCAGAAUAUUUUACUUCUACUACAAAAGACCGUAAACAAGAGAAGACGGUGUCAUUCAGAGGACGUGGUCUGAAAGGACAGGAAAUCAGCUGUCCACAGGGCUACACAGGCCUGGUGUUGAAGGAGAUCAACAAGCAUGGCUCUGACCAGGAGGACAGGACAGUGAGGGUAUCAUCUGUGUUUAACAAACUCACCUACUGGAACCUGGAAACUCCUCCAACCUCUGAUGAUACUGUGGUGAUGGCCAUGGACUGGCCUGAGCUUGCAGAUGCUAUCCACGGGCCGGUAGCUGAAUGAACAGACUGAUAAAACACCCUGUUAGGGCCGAUGUCUCUUCAGCUUUUUCCAAGUGGUACACAUCUUGCUGCCAGCUAACCAACGAUAACAGAGCCAGCUAUUAUAUUGUACCAAUUAUUGCUCACAUUUUAUUAAAAAAAAUUGUAAAUAAAGACAAAACAUUA
Molecule: messenger RNA, 667 nt
Organism: Nothobranchius furzeri (turquoise killifish)
Lineage: Eukaryota; Metazoa; Chordata; Actinopteri; Cyprinodontiformes; Nothobranchiidae
Gene: rnaseh2c
Product: ribonuclease H2, subunit C
Biological process (GO): RNA catabolic process
Cellular component (GO): ribonuclease H2 complex
Source: RefSeq, a predicted model, not a curated record